This is a messenger RNA of Cimex lectularius (bed bug), 3444 nucleotides long. Its product is annotated as zinc finger CCCH domain-containing protein 13-like. Gene Ontology annotation, cellular component: RNA N6-methyladenosine methyltransferase complex. The transcript has 18 exons. NCBI's taxonomy places the organism in Eukaryota, Metazoa, Arthropoda, Insecta, Hemiptera, Cimicidae. The record is from RefSeq and is a predicted model, not a curated record. Gene Ontology annotation, molecular function: metal ion binding. The coding region runs from base 325 to 3318 and encodes 997 amino acids.
CCUGUUUUUGUAUUAAGAAGUAAGGUUGAAGUUUUGAAAUAAGACUAAGGUUCCCUCGUAUCUUCUACUUCUUGUUUACACCGUUUCGAAUUUCUGAUUUAAUUCUGGUCGCAUCUCGAGGUGAAAUCUGAAAUUCGUUUUUAUCCCGGCUGUUAGGAAUUUAACUGUGAUAUCGCGCUUUCGUAUUUACAACCUGCAGAGUCUACGCGGCGUUUGGCAUCAGUAUUACUUAUUACAUCCGUAUGCUUUUCUAUCAAUGCGGACUUAUGUUUAUUACAGAGCUCAAAGUCUCAAAGAAACCGGAUUCAGCCGUGGCCGGAAAAGAUGUCAAAAACAAGCAAGCGUAAAAGUGGAGAGUCAAAAAACAACAGCACCAACAACAAUAACAACAAGGAGCAGAAGCGGCAGAGCGUUUUUGAGAGAUUGGGCACAAAAGCGACUGUAAACCCGUCUCCUUUGCACCUUUCCCUUUCCGUUAACACAUCAGCAACCGGACAACCCCAAGACUUCUGUAGGAACUGGGCACAGAAUGGUACUUGUUUGUAUGGCAAGGCUUGCAAAUUAUCAAACACACACAUUUUAAUCAGCCCGUCGAAGAAAAAUAACAAGAAAGACAUUUGUGAGUUGAGUGUGAGCAGUAGUUUAAAAAUAUCUAGUGAUAGAAGAAGUGAAGAAGGAAAAAGGAUUAUAUCGACUGUCCCAAGGAGAUUGGGCAGCCCCGAGUUGAAUAGCUGGGAGACUUGGGACCAAACCGUAUUAGAGUAUGAAGAUGAGAAAGUGCUGGAAAAGAGAAGGCAACUUUUACAGCGCGAACUUGAUUUACACAUGAAAAAGGACACACGAAAAGAAUCUUCUGCCAAAAUCCAGCGAAGAAGUAGUUCUACUUCUAGCUGUAGCUCUAGUAGCUCGGGGAGUUCAUCAUCCUCAGUUUCAAGCUCUGAAUCUAGUGCUGUGAACCGGCAUACUUCCGAUAUUAAAAAGAAAAGGAGGUCAACCUCCAGUCCAUCUGAGUCUGAGAGAAAUUCAAAGAAAGCACUGGGAAAACCCAGCAUGAGCAAAGAUAGUCCAUUAAGAAAAUCCAGCAGCUCUGGGGGCAGUAAGAAGAUUGUGUCGCCCUCAAGGAAAAAGAAAAAGUCUUCUUCACCCCUACCGAGAAAAUUACCACCACCUCCCCCUUCACCACCUAAAAUGAGAUCAUCAAUGUCGUCAAGAAGAACUCUACCUAUCCCACAACUAAGAAAUAAAUUUGAAAGAAUCCCAGAACCCAGACCUUCAAUUUGUGCUCGAAGAAAGGAGUCUCCAGAAAGACGAGGACGGGGGUUAUCGAGUGAGAGAAAGAAGCAUAGGAGCGCUUCCAGGAGUCGGAGAAGAGGAUCGAGCCCAAGGCCAGUAAGCAGGAGGCCAAGAUCUCCUGAUUCUAAACUAUCAUCAUCCUCAUCUUCUUCAAGGCAACCUUCAUCAAGAAAUAGAAGUUCAGAUAGAAAGAAGGAUGAAGAUAGAAAGAGCAAAGAUGAUUUUAGAAGGGAUAGAAAAUCUGAUUAUAGAGAUAAAAGAGAUUUACAUGAAGAUUCACGAAGUCGUGAAAAAGCAAGGGAAAUGCGAGAGGCAGCACGAGAGAAGGAACGCUCUGAGGCUUUAGAAAGAUGCAGGGAGCGUCAAAGGGAAAGAGAAGCUGCAGCAAAAGAAAAGGAAAGAUUGAGAGAAGAAAGAGAGAGGGAAAGAAAAGAAGCUGCCGCAAAAAGAGACAGAGAAAGAAAGGACAGGAGAGCUAGUUCUAGAGACAGAAGGCGACCUGUAUCGCAAGAUGCCUCCAAACGACAUGAUAGAGUUUUCGAUAGGUAUGAUAGGAAAGUCUCAAAUGAAAGAGAGAGGGCUCGAGACAGAGCAUUAGAGCGUGUAAUGGAGAGAAAGAGUUUGGAGAGAAGCAGAGACAGGGGAAGAGGUGAUAGUUACGAGAGGCCUUAUGAGUCGUCUAGAAGACUCAUUGAUGACAAACCAUAUACCAGUCCAUAUAGAAGUAGUGAAAGGAGGUAUGAUGCAGAUAGGGAUAGGUUAAGCCCACGUGAAGACAGAAUCAGAGGUAGUUAUUCAGAUGACAGGCGAAGGGAAUCAAGGAGGGAUAGGGUGAGUAGCGGUGCUGUCUGGAGUGGCGAAGGAACCAGUGGGAACAGUAGCAGAUAUGAAGAAGCACGGGACAAAUCCACUUCACGUGGAGAUUGGGAAAGAGAGUUUCAGGAUUCGAAUAGACGAGACUGGGAGCCCAGGUGCCGUGAUGAAGGAGGGGAUGAUUGGACAUCAUAUAGUGGUGGAGGUGGAAGUGACUGGCACACAAGCUCACGCUCACAUCCUAUGAUCUCUCAUCAUGAUGAUAGAAGGAAUCAUGUUGAGGUGAAUGAGAAGGAUCAUUCUUCAGUGGAAACGACUAAAGAUAAAGAUUCAGUUGUAGAAAGUCUGAUAGGGAAAAGGCACAGCCGGUGCUCUGGUGAUGAAUUAGAUGAUCCUCCUAAAAAGUCAAGAAUUGAUGAGGCUCCCUCUUCACUUCAAGAAGAACUUAGUGAUAUAAGUGAUGAUGCGGAUGAUAUCCUCAACCGUGAAGAUGUGGAAUUUACUGAAGGGGAUGAGAGUAGAUUGGAAGGUGAUAACGAGCAAGAAGAUCACAUUGAUGAAAGUUCUCAUUCACACCAACCACUUCUUACACCACUUACCCCAUCCGAUCACAAGUAUUUAAUCAAAAUGGGUAUGGAGUCAAGAAUGGCAGAAGAUGAAGGUAUGGUCGGUUUGGACUUCGAGGAAAUAUCUGAUGAAGAAUUAGAAGAAGAGUCAAAAACGAAUAAAGGAGGGAGUGUAGGAGAUGCCUUGGGUGUUGAUUGGACCAGCUUAAUGUCAGAGUGUAAAGAACAGAAUAAACAGAACGUAAAUGAAGCCUCAUCUGCUCAUUCUUAUUGGGAAACAAAUAACUUGUUAUCUAGGAUUGGUAUUUCUCCAAGUAUGGCGGGUCCCAAGCUAUUUUCAAGCAUUAACGAAAAAUAUCCUAAUAUUAAUACAAAAAAUAAAAAGUCAAAUGAAAUUGCAGCACUAUGUCGCCCUUUGAGUGAUAGAAAAUCUUUCAGGAGUCAACUUAUUUCUUCUGCUAUGAACCACAAGCAAGCUCUUUCUGCAAGAGCCGAUCUCUCUAUAAGGUACUUAUUUUUAUUUGACCUACUCUCGUCUAAUUACAAUCGGUUCAAUUUCAUUAUUUCCAGGAGGCAACUUUGUGGACUGCCGGUUGUAGGCCUGGAAACGCACCAGAACAUAGGUUUCUGCCAGUGGGCAGUAUAAUCUUUAAACAAGUUUUUUAUAUAAAUGUAUUUAAAUUUUAUACUUUCUUGAAUUUACUUUUAUUUGCAUUUGACUUUGUACAUAAGGUUAACAUGAAAAUAAAUAAAUGAAAGUUUGAUUAUUUGA